Messenger RNA from Tachysurus fulvidraco (yellow catfish), 1510 nucleotides. It is a transcript of the gene bckdhb, whose product is annotated as branched chain keto acid dehydrogenase E1 subunit beta. The transcript is spliced from 11 exons. Lineage: Eukaryota; Metazoa; Chordata; Actinopteri; Siluriformes; Bagridae. Gene Ontology annotation, biological process: branched-chain amino acid catabolic process; response to nutrient. Gene Ontology annotation, molecular function: catalytic activity. The coding region runs from base 36 to 1199 and encodes 387 amino acids. The record is from RefSeq and is a predicted model, not a curated record.
GUCAGAAUUCCUUUUCCCGUUCUCACUGUUCUGCAAUGGCGGCGCGGUUGUUGCUCAGGAGUGCGGCUGUUAAAGCCGCUGUUACUGAUGUGCACGGUAGUAAUGCAGGAGUUUCGUUCCUCAGACUUUCCCCGAGCUGCUCGUUGAGGCUGAAGACACAAAAAAGACAUGCGGCACACUUCACCUUUUACCCUGACCCCGUCCCAACGCAAUACGGCCCCACCACAAAGAUGAACCUGUUCCAGUCCAUAACAAGUGCUUUGGAUAACACUAUGGCCAGCGACCCCACAGCAGUGAUUUUCGGGGAAGACGUUGCCUUCGGUGGUGUGUUUCGAUGCACAGUUGGUCUGAGGGACAAAUAUGGCAAAGACCGGGUAUUUAACACUCCACUAUGUGAGCAGGGCAUUGUGGGAUUUGGCAUUGGAGUAGCUGUUGCAGGAGCCAAGGCCAUUGCAGAAAUUCAGUUUGCUGAUUACAUCUUUCCUGCUUUUGAUCAGAUUGUGAAUGAAGCUGCCAAGUACCGUUACCGUUCGGGGAACCAUUAUGACUGUGGGAACCUGACCAUCCGAGCACCGUCGGGCUGCGUGGGACAUGGCUCCCUUUACCACUCCCAGAGUCCCGAGGCCUUCUUUGCCCACUGUGCUGGUCUUAGGGUGGUUGUGCCACGAGGGCCAAUCCAAGCUAAAGGACUGCUCCUGUCCUGCAUUGCUGAUGAGAACCCCUGUAUCUUCUUCGAGCCCAAGAUCCUUUACAGAGCAGCAGUGGACCAAGUACCGACCGAUACAUACCUCCUCCCUCUCUCUCAGGCUGAGGUUGUGCAGGAGGGAAGUGACCUCACUAUGGUUGCCUGGGGAACGCAGGUUCAUGUAUUGAGGGAAGUUGCUGACAUGGCACAGGACAAGCUCGGUGUGUCUUGUGAGGUUAUUGACCUGCAGACAAUUUUGCCAUGGGACAAAGAGACAAUAUGCAAGUCGGUGGUGAAGACGGGGAGGCUGCUGAUCAGUCAUGAGGCUCCUGUGACUAGUGGCUUUGCUGCCGAGAUCACCACAACAGUUCAGGAGGAAUGUUUCCUAAACCUGGAGGCACCCAUCAGCAGGGUUUGUGGAUAUGAUACACCUUUCCCUCACACGCUUGAACCCUUCUAUAUCCCAGACAAAUGGAAAUGUUUUGAUGCUGUCAAACGAAUGAUCAACUACUAGAAUUAGACACGUCAACAUGAAACUCUUCCUAUUAUGCUUUCUCUCUCUAGAAUCUGGAAAUGAUGAACUCAUCACAGAUGUGGUUGCUACCCUUGUUGACUAACAGAUGAUAUCUAAGGAUGGAUGAUGAACAACCCCAAAAACUUCAGUGGUCAACUAUGUUGAACAAUAUUCAUGAACACUAAAAUGCAGAUAACUAGUGUGUGCUCUUUGGUGGUUGAAUGUUUUCCUUUUUGCUGUUACAUUAUGAUUACCUCUUUAAUCAGGUUGAUUUUUGGGUGUUAGGUUUCUGAAUAAAUUAAACACAUUAA